AUGGUGCAACGGGAUCAUGCGGAAAGGCUCCGUGUGAGGAUAGGUUUUGAAGGUUUGUUCUAUAUGGAUAAUGUGAGGAAUGGUGGGGGACUGGCUUUGUUGUGGAGGAAGAAUAAUACAGCUACGCUUCUGGGUUAUUCAAAGAACCAUGUGGAUAUUGAGGUCCGUAUGCCAUCAGGAGAGACAUGGCGUAUGACAUGUUUCUAUGGCUUCCCUAAGAGUAGUCAACGGAGAGAAUCAUGGGAGUUGCUGAAACCUUUGGUGGGGAAGUCUCCGCUUCCGUGGGUUGUAAUAGGAGAUUUUAAUGAUCUCUUAUUCCAACAUGAGAAAAGGGGAAACAAUCCACAUCCAGAUAAUUUUCUCCGGGGUUUUAGUGAAGCUGUGGAUGAGUGUGGCUUGCGUCAGUUACCUAUGAGGGGAUAUCAAUUCACUUGGGAGAAAUAUAGUGGAACGGAUCAAUGGUUGGAGGAGAGAUUAGAUAAGGUGUUGGCAACGAUGAAGUGGUGUGAUGCGAAUGGAAGGGCGGGUGUAGAGAAUAUAAUUACUAGUAACUCAGAUCACUCAGCUCUGUUCCUUGAUAUGAAUGCACAACGAAGGGGGGGGGGGGCGGGGGGGGGAGGAAGGAUUCCGAGGAGGUUCAGGUUUGAGAUGGCAUGGUUGCUGGAUGAUGGGUGUAGAGAUGUGGUGGAAACUGCCUGGCAAGGGGGGAGGACAGAGGGGUUGUUGAAUUGUCAGCAACGUUGUGGGGAUAGACUGAUGCGCUGGGGCGGUGACCGUUUUCAUAAGUUUGGGGAGCACAUCCGGCGGCUCCGCAAGGAGCAGGGGCGGAUCCGUGGUAGGAGGGAUCCGGCAUCUUUGGCUCAGUUCCAGCUGUUGAGUAAUCAUAUUUCCCAGUUAGAAACCCAGGAAGAUGUUUUUUGGAGGCAGAGAGCAAAGCAGCAUUGGCUUCGUGGCGCAAAUGCGAAUACAAAGUAUUAUCACAGGUAUGCUUCUGCUAGAAAGAAAAAGAAUUUUGUUACUAAGUUGUUGAAUGAGUCUGGGGUAUGGGUGGAGGGAUAG
Ipomoea nil (Japanese morning glory) is the source of this 1059-nucleotide messenger RNA. RefSeq lists its product as uncharacterized. The record is from RefSeq and is a predicted model, not a curated record. NCBI's taxonomy places the organism in Eukaryota, Viridiplantae, Streptophyta, Magnoliopsida, Solanales, Convolvulaceae. Gene Ontology annotation, molecular function: catalytic activity. The coding region runs from base 1 to 1059 and encodes 352 amino acids. The transcript has a single exon.